Apis cerana (Asiatic honeybee) is the source of this 1003-nucleotide messenger RNA. RefSeq names its product transmembrane protein 199. NCBI's taxonomy places the organism in Eukaryota, Metazoa, Arthropoda, Insecta, Hymenoptera, Apidae. Gene Ontology annotation, cellular component: endomembrane system. Gene Ontology annotation, biological process: vacuolar proton-transporting V-type ATPase complex assembly. The record is from RefSeq and is a predicted model, not a curated record.
AUGCCAGUUGAAUCAAUAGAAGAUCCUUCUAUAAAAAUCAAACCAAAUAAGAAAUUAGUAGAAUUUAUUUGUAAAAAUGUAAAAAAAACAAAUAGUAUUCCACCUGCUAUUGUUGCUUUAAAAAAAUCAACUAAAGAUAAGCAAAAAGAUAUUUUAUUAAAACUGGAUGAAUUAAAAUGGUUAAAUAAGUAUUUAGAAGAAUAUAGAACCACCAACAUGGAAAGUAUUUAUUUACAUGAGCUUUUAGAAGAAGAUGAUAUCAAAUUACCAACUCCAAAAAUUAUACCAAGAAAUCCAGAGUUAGAAGCUAGAACACAAAAAUUGAAAGCACAACAAGAUGCUAUCAAAUAUAAAGCUAUGACAAAAAACGUAGAUACAGCUACAAUGAAAUUACCAGAAGAUAGUAUUUCAUAUCAAAUGAAGCAGAUAAAUAAGCAACUUAUAGCUGUUGCACAAUUUGUAUUUUCUGUGCUAGCAGGUUUUGCUUUUGGAUUUAUAGGUGUGGAGUUAAUAGUAGGAAAUUUAGAUUUUGGAUUUAGGUUGUUAUUAGGUAUAAUUUGUGCUCUAAUCAUAGCUUUGGCUGAAAUUUAUUUCUUGGCAAUUAAAUUAAAUGAGGAUGUAUAUGAUACUAUUCCAACAGGAUCAGCACCUAAAAAAUUGCAUCAAGAAUAAAACUUUAUAAAGCAUUGUUAUUAAAAUAUAUUCUUUUAAAUUUAAUAUCUUUUUGUUCUAAAGAAAUAAUAAUAGAAUAAAAUUAUUAUACCAAUAUAACAUGAUAUAAACAAUAGACACAAUUUAAAAAAUAAACACUAAAAAAUUAAUACAUUUAUUUCAUAUUAUAUAAUAAAUCAAUUAAAAUAAUAUGGUGCUUCUUAAAUCAAUGCAUUUGAAAAAAUAAAUAAAUUUUUUACUUUAUGCUUAUAAUUUUUUUUAAUAAUGUAUCUAUGAAUUAUAAAUAUGUUUUAUUGUGAAUAAAAAUGUCCUAUUUAGGAUAUUCAAUUUA